Messenger RNA from Aspergillus eucalypticola CBS 122712, 987 nucleotides. RefSeq lists its product as uncharacterized. Lineage: Eukaryota; Fungi; Ascomycota; Eurotiomycetes; Eurotiales; Aspergillaceae. Bases 67 to 987 code for a protein of 306 amino acids. The transcript is spliced from 2 exons. The record is from RefSeq and is a predicted model, not a curated record.
GUCAACACUUCUUCUCUUCUAGCCCAUAAGAGACACUGACUCGUUGUUCGUCUCUCUAUCGCAAUCAUGGCCGUCAACUACCGACAUGGUCUCUCCAUUUUGGAAUUGAUUGUAUACUUCCCGUCACUAUUCAUCUCGUUGUACAUGGGCUUCCGCCAUGGCUUCCAGAGAAACGCUGGCUGGGUUCUCUUGAUAAUCUUCUCCUUGGCCCGCAUUGUUGGUUCGUGCUGCUAUCUGGCCACGAUAGCCCACCCUGAGACCAUCGACCUUUAUAUCGCAUGGGGAGUUUGCACUUCCAUCGGACUCGCCCCUCUGAUUUCCACUUGCAUCGGUCUCUUGUCCCGAGUUAACGAUUCCAUUCAACGAAAAAGCGGACGAGGCCUCCUUCCAGUCUUCUUCAGAUUAGUCGGUCUCCUCACACUGGCGGGUAUGGUCCUCUGUAUUGUUGGUGCAAGCAACAGCUCGAGCCUUCAGGGAAUCACGAACAGUACAGAAGCCAAAGUUGGCGACGUUCUAUACCUCGUCGCAUGGGCCUGUCUCUGUGCCCUGCUACUCGUCGUCGGAAGCAGGUAUGGAAGCAUCGAGGAUGGCGAACAUCGCUUGGUUUUGGCAAUCGGGAUCUCAGUUCCGUUGCUUCUAGUGCGCCUCAUAUACUCCCUGUUGUCUGUAUUCACGCACAACCCCACGUUCAACAUGUUGACCGGAAACGUCACUGUCUUCCUGGUCAUGGCUGUUCUGGAGGAGAUCGUGAUUGUUGUGAUCUGUCUUGGAGUCGGAAUGACUCUGGAAGUCCGUCAACGCACGACAGACUAUGAGGCCUGCGAUGCACCGGCUCAGGGAGGUCCUGAGCUCGAGUCUCAGCAGAACCCUGAGAUGAUGUCGUACAAUUCCGGAAAGCAAGAGCAGAGGAGAAAGAAGAGACGCGGUGGACCGAUUAGCCAGCUCAUUGGAUUGGCCAUCGAUGCGACCAGAUCUAGGAGGCAGUGA